Molecule: messenger RNA, 3951 nt
Organism: Tripterygium wilfordii
Lineage: Eukaryota; Viridiplantae; Streptophyta; Magnoliopsida; Celastrales; Celastraceae
Product: FACT complex subunit SPT16-like
Exons: 2
Coding region: 378-3617 (1079 amino acids)
Biological process (GO): positive regulation of transcription elongation by RNA polymerase II; transcription elongation by RNA polymerase II
Cellular component (GO): FACT complex
Molecular function (GO): nucleosome binding
Source: RefSeq, a predicted model, not a curated record
UAAACUACUCGAAAUCAAAAUUCCCUCUAUCGUUGCUUCCCUCGAUAUUCGUCAAAUUCGAUAUUGUCGUCGCCCUACCGUUUUCUUCUGAAUCAACCUCCAUUCAGUCUCCAAUCCUUAGAUUUCCCGUUGUUUCUGUGUUUCGAUUCGUUGGUUUUUCCUUUUUGGUCUCGAAUUGUGUGUUGUAUUCGGUUUUUCUAGAAACCCUAACCCUAGUCUGUGUCUCUCUCGAAGAAUAUGUGCUGCCGCCACCGGUUGAACUCGAGCCAUAAUCGGCUUUGAAUCCUUCGUAUUUUUUGUUCGACGAUUGUGGAAGCUUUCUCCUGGGGGUUACGAAUAUUGCUGCAAACUGUGGCUAGAACUGCUUGUAUUUUGAGAUGGCUGACCAGCGGAAUGUUAAUGGCCAACCGCCGAAUGGGAAGACAACUGGGGCGGGGAAUGCUUAUUCAAUAGAUGUGGAGAACUUUAGAACACGAUUGAAGGCCCUCUAUUCACACUGGAAUGGACAUAAAGCUGACUUAUGGGGUUCCUCUAAUGUCCUUGCAAUAGCAACUCCGCCACCUUCAGAGGAUCUGCGGUACCUGAAGUCCUCGGCUCUGAACAUUUGGUUGUUGGGUUAUGAGUUUCCGGAGACAAUAAUGGUUUUCACCAGGAAACAAAUCCAUUUUUUGUGCAGCCAGAAGAAAGCCUCUCUUCUCGAAGUUGUGAAAAAGACUGCAAAGGAAGCUGUUGGGGUAGAGGUUGUCAUGCAUGUGAAGGCAAAGAAUGAUGAUGGAACUGCUCUAAUGGAUGCUAUAUUUCGUGCAGUCCGUGCUCAUUCGAGUGAUGACAUUGUUGUGGGAUACAUUGCAAGAGAGGCUCCUGAAGGGAACCUUCUGGAAAGAUGGGCUGAGAAAUUAAACAAUGGUGGAUUUGUGCUUGGUGAUGUGACCAAUGGUUUGUCUGACUUGUUUGCUGUCAAGGAUGCUGGUGAGCUUUUAAAUGUGAAGAAGGCUGCUUUUUUGGCUUAUAAUGUGAUGAACAAUGUUGUGGUUCCAAAGCUUGAGAAUGUUAUUGACGAGGAGAAGAAAGUCACCCAUUCUUCAUUGAUGGAUGAGACAGAGAAGGCCAUACUCGAACCAUCUAAAGCUAAGGUGAAACUGAAAGCAGAGAACAUUGAUAUAUGUUACCCUCCAAUAUUUCAGAGUGGAGGAGAGUUUGAUCUCAGGCCAAGUGCUGCAAGCAAUGAUGAGUAUCUGUACUAUGAUUCUGCCAGUGUGAUCAUUUGUGCUGUUGGAUCUCGAUAUAGCAGUUACUGCUCAAAUAUUGCAAGGACUUUUUUGAUUGAUGCGAAUCCGCUGCAGAGCAAGUCAUAUGAAGUCCUUCUCAAGGCCCAUGAAGCAGCAAUUUCUGCACUAAAGCCUGGGAACAAGAUCAGUGCUGCAUAUCAGGCUGCACUUUCCGUAAUUGAGAAGGAAGCUCCUGAGUUGGUUCCCAAUCUGACAAAAUCUGCUGGGACUGGCGUUGGUCUUGAGUUUCGUGAGUCAGGCUUGAAUAUAAAUUCCAAGAAUGAUAGAGUGGUGAAGGCAAAAAUGGUUUUUAAUGUUUCACUUGGUUUUCAGAAUUUGCAGAGUCAGACCAAAAAUCCAAAAACCCAGAAUUUUUCACUGUUACUGGCAGAUACUGUUAUCAUUGGUGACCAAAACCCAGAGGUUGUAACUUCCAAGAGUUCUAAAGCUGUUAAAGAUGUAGCUUACUCAUUCAAUGAGGAUGAUGAGGAAGAAGAAAAACCUAAAGCAAAGCCAGAAGCUAAUGGGUCAGAGGCUUUCAUGUCAAAGACAACUCUGAGAUCAGAUAAUCACGAAAUUACAAAGGAGGAGCUACGGAGGCAGCAUCAGGCAGAACUUGCUCGCCAAAAGAAUGAAGAAACUGCACGGCGUCUUGCUGGUGGAGGAAGUGGUGCAGGGGAUAGCCGUUCUUCUGCGAGGACUUCAGCUGAUUUGGUUGCCUAUAAGAAUGUAAAUGACCUUCCCCCUCCAAGGGAUUUGAUGAUUCAGAUCGACCAGAAAAAUGAGGCUGUUAUUUUGCCUAUCUAUGGAAGCAUGGUCCCUUUUCAUGUUGCUACCGUGAGAACAGUCUCCAGCCAGAGUGACACAAAUCGAAAUUGCUAUAUACGCAUCAUUUUUAACGUACCUGGGACUCCUUUUAAUCCUCAUGAUGCUAACUCCCUGAAAUACCAAGGUGCUAUAUAUCUGAAAGAGGUUUCAUUUCGCUCCAAGGACCCAAGGCACAUAAGUGAAGUGGUUCAGCAGAUAAAAACUCUUAGACGACAAGUCAUGGCCAGGGAGUCUGAGAGGGCCGAAAGGGCAACACUGGUUACUCAGGAGAAGCUGCAACUUGCAGGAAACAGAUUCAAACCAAUAAGGUUGACUGAACUUUGGAUCCGUCCUGUCUUUGGUGGUCGUGGAAGAAAGAUUCCUGGUACACUUGAAGCUCAUGUAAAUGGGUUCAGGUAUUCUACCACUAGACCUGAGGAGCGAGUGGACAUCAUGUUUGCAAACAUCAAGCAUGCAUUUUUCCAGCCUGCGGAGAAGGAGAUGAUUACUCUUCUUCAUUUCCAUCUGCAUAAUCACAUCAUGGUUGGAAACAAGAAGACCAAGGAUGUGCAGUUUUAUGUUGAGGUGAUGGAUGUGGUGCAGACGCUGGGAGGCGGAAAGAGGUCAGCCUAUGACCCAGAUGAGAUUGAAGAAGAGCAGCGAGAAAGGGAUAGGAAGAACAAAAUCAACAUGGACUUCCAGAGCUUUGUGAGUCGAGUAAACGAUCUAUGGGGCCAGCCCCAAUUUAAUGGGCUUGACCUUGAGUUUGACAUGCCCCUUAGGGAACUUGGUUUCCAUGGGGUGCCGCACAAGGCCUCAGCUUUCAUUGUUCCAACUUCAAGCUGCCUGGUAGAGUUAGUAGAGACUCCUUUCCUUGUGAUCACACUGAGCGAGAUUGAGAUUGUGAACCUGGAGAGAGUUGGUCUUGGGCAGAAAAAUUUUGAUAUGACAAUUGUUUUUAAGGACUUCAAGCGUGAUGUACUUAGGAUUGACUCCAUUCCUUCAACAUCACUUGAUGGCAUCAAGGAAUGGCUUGAUACAACGGAUAUCAAGUAUUAUGAAAGCAGAUUGAAUUUGAACUGGAGGCAGAUUCUGAAAGCAAUUACAGAUGAUCCACAGAGCUUCAUAGAUGACGGUGGUUGGGAAUUUCUGAACUUGGAAGCUAGUGAUUCAGAUUCUGAGAAGUCAGAGGAGUCGGACCAUGGUUAUGAGCCAUCAGAUUUGGAGGUUGUCUCCGAAUCAGAAGAUGAUGCUUCUGACAGUGAAUCCUUGGUGGACUCUGAAGAUGAGGCGGAGGAAGACUCAGAAGAAGACUCCGAGGAAGAAAAAGGUAAGACAUGGGAGGAGUUGGAGAGGGAAGCCAGCAAUGCCGACAGGGAGAAAGGAGAAGAUUCAGAUAGUGAGGAUGAGAGAAAGAGAAGGAAGGCAAAGGCAUUUGGGAAGUCUAGAGCCCCUUCUAGUAGCAGCCUCUCCAAGUCAUUUGGGAAGUCUCGAGCCCCUCCUAGUAGCAGCCUCUCCAAGCGUCCCAAAUUGAGGAGAUAGCUUUUGACAGGAGAGAUCUCUCAGCGUAUUCGUUAAUUGCAACUAUGGUAUUCUUGAAACAAAAGCCUUGUCAGAAUCCGUAGAAACUAGCACCCGUCUCUCCUUUUCCCUCUUUUUUUGGCCAUGUUGUGCAGCUAAUUCUGCUGCUACAGAUGUAACAGAACUCAGUUCCAUAACUAAGCUUUGAAAUUGUUAUUUAAUAGUUUUGGGUGGAGGUUUUGUCUCUCUAGCGUUUGGCACUAAUUAGGCUUCCUGGAAGAACGGAUGCGUGGUUUUAAAUUGCAGCCAUUUGUUUUAUUGGAAUUUGGAAGUAAAGUCCUCUUGUUUACACGCA